AUAGACAAAACACAAUUCUUCCAAUCCACGUUUAAAAGGAAAGGAAAAGGUUGAGGGUAAUACCAACCUAAUUUUGCAGGAGUUGGAACCACUAGAGAAAUGGCCGAAUCGACAGAGUUGAAGAGGCAAAACCUUGAAGGAGGAGGAGGAUCUGAGCCACCGUCAUCCGCAUCUGAGCCACCGUCAUUGACGGAGAAGAGUAAAAACGGAUUUGAGCCACCGUCAUCAUCGCCGGAGAAGGGGGGUCAAAACCCUGAAGCAUGCUGGCUAAACCCUCACGAUGCCUGUGAGGAGCAUGUUCCUGAUUUUUUCAAAAUUUGGAUGAAUUACAGACGUCAGACUUAUGAUUCCAAUGGUUUUGACUGUGACUAUUAUCCAUGUUCAUCUUUCGGUACUCUUUUAUACCCAGUUAUAAAUCCUAAUACCGCUGAGGCUGAAUUAAUGAUGGAACUGGCUAACUUGGCUAUCCAGGAAUAUAAUGAGAAAGAGUGCAAUGUAUGUAUUGAAAGAUGA
Nicotiana tabacum (common tobacco) is the source of this 513-nucleotide messenger RNA. RefSeq lists its product as uncharacterized. Lineage: Eukaryota; Viridiplantae; Streptophyta; Magnoliopsida; Solanales; Solanaceae. The record is from RefSeq and is a predicted model, not a curated record.